This is a messenger RNA of Chondrus crispus (carragheen), 1090 nucleotides long. RefSeq names its product 2-oxoglutarate dehydrogenase E2 component (dihydrolipoamide succinyltransferase). Gene Ontology annotation, cellular component: oxoglutarate dehydrogenase complex. Gene Ontology annotation, biological process: tricarboxylic acid cycle. The record is from RefSeq and is a predicted model, not a curated record. Lineage: Eukaryota; Rhodophyta; Florideophyceae; Gigartinales; Gigartinaceae. Gene Ontology annotation, molecular function: dihydrolipoyllysine-residue succinyltransferase activity.
GCUGCCCGUCCCGGAAAUGGGCGAGUCCAUCCGCGAGGGCACCGUCGCUGAGUGGCUCGUCGACGCGGGCCAGGGCGUCUCCGAAGAUCAGAUCCUCGUCCAGUUAGAGACCGACAAGAUCGUCGUCGACGUCCGCGCGGAAAGCUCCGGCGUCCUCGUCGAGCGCACCGCCUCCGAGGGCGAUGUCGUUGAGGUCGGCGCCCAAUUGGGGCUCAUCGACUACGAGGCUGAGAGUGCGGCUCCCGCCGCCCAGGAAGCCGCCGAUCCAGUGUCGGAGCCCACCCCUGAGCAUAUCCCCGUGCCUGGGGAGAGACCGAAAGAGGAGAAGCCCGCCCCCGCGCGGAGGGAACCGGUCAAGGUCGACCCGCCGAGGAGUAUGGUGGAUAGUGGCGAGAGGAGAGUGGCUAUGACUAGGAUGCGUAAGAGGAUUGCGGAAAGGCUCAAGGAAGCCCAGAACACGGCUGCUAUGCUCACGACUUUCAAUGAGAUGGAUAUGUCCGCUCUCAUUGAUUUGCGCAGGGAGUACAAGGACGCGUUUGAAAAACGUCACGGAGCGAAGCUCGGCUUCAUGUCUGCUUUCGUCAAGGCCUGUACCGUCGCUCUUGAGGAACAACCGGAGGUCAACGGUUUCAUUGAUGGUGACGAUAUCGUCUAUCGUGACUAUGUUGACAUUUCCGUCGCUGUGUCUACUCCUAAGGGUCUUGUCGUUCCGGCCAUCCGUGGAUGUGAAAACAUGAACUUUGCCACAAUUGAAAAGACAAUCGUCUCCCUUGGGGAACGCGCAAGGAGCGGCGAACUCACUCUCGAGGAGAUGCAAGGGGGUACUUUUACUAUCAGUAAUGGUGGCGUCUUUGGCAGUUUGCUCAGUACUCCCAUUUUGAACAUGCCCCAGAGCGCUAUUCUUGGAAUGCACAUAAUUCAGAAGCGCCCCGUCGUUGUCAAGGAUGAGAUAGUCAUCAGACCUAUGAUGUACGUGGCACUCAGCUAUGACCAUCGCCUCAUUGAUGGAAGGGAGGCUGUCACCUUCCUCAGAAGAAUUAAGACCCUUAUUGAAGACCCUCGUCGUCUUCUAUUGGAGAUUGAUAUUUGA